AAGACGUGGCGGGCACACGCUCCAGGCACGCGGGGUGUGAGCUGGGCCAGGCGGGCGGGGGUUGGCCUGGCCCCAGGCACAGGGCAGGAGUGGGCUCUGUGGGUGUUUGGAGAGCAGGCUGAAGCUGUGUCUCUCGCCAGGCUGGUGGCGUCAAGGAUCCCCCACGACACAUGCACACCUCGGGGAAGGGGGUGCUUGGCCCCCUCACGGAAGGCAGUGCUCUCACCCCAGCCCUGGCUGGUCUGGGCCCCCUCCUUGGGCCCCCCACUCUCCUGGGCAACUCUGGGGCUCUCCAAGCGAGCCUCAGGCCUGUGGGGCAGGGUCCGAGCGGGAGGCCUCUUUGCCACUUACGGGGCCGGACUCCCUCCGCAGGCAUGGAGUUUGUGACCGGCUACCGGGCGGAGAUUCUGGACUUUGCGGAGCUUCUGUUCGGGUGGUAUCAGCGGUUCCUUCUGGACGCGGCCUGCCGCCGCGGGAGUGAGCGGCGAAAAAGGCAAGAGGGCUCCAUCCGCCGCCUGCCGCCUGACCCGGCCCUGUGGGUCUUGCACGUGCUGCCCAACCGCAACCUGGCCUUCACGGUUGCCGACCCGGGCCAGCAGGUGGGCGGCCGCCUCUACAGCGAGGAGGCCCUGGCUCUGCAGGAUCUGGACCGCUUCAUCACCUUCGUGGGGGCAGGUGAGGAGGAGGAGGAGGAGGAGGAGGAAGAUGCCGCGGCAACGGAGACAGGGCAGCCACUGUGGCGCGUUGAGCACCUCCUGCUGGUGACAGACGAAUACGGCACCAUUCUGGGCUUUGACUUCCAGCUGGGGGGCUCCUUGGGGAUGGCUGGACAGGAGCCCCUGGAGCCCCGGGCCAUUGCCCUGCUCUGCUAUAGCAUGUUCUGCCCACUCGGGGCCGGGGAGCCCCGCCGGCCGAAGCUGCUGACUGUGGGAGACCCUGCGUUGCACAAGUCACUGGAGCCACUGCUCGCUCGCCUAGGCGUGAAAAUGAGCAAGGGCCCGAUGCGGGGCUGGGGCCCAAAGCCAGCCUUCACCUUCCCGACCACACGGGUGCGAGCGUGCCACGUGUGCAAGCGGCACAGUUUUGAGGGCCAAAUCACAGCAUGCCAGCACUGCCGCGCCGUCUUCUAUUGCUCGGAGCGGUGCCGGAAGCUGGACUGGAGCCGCAGCCCCGAGGACAUCGGGCACCAGUUUUGGUGCCAGCGCAUGGCUGGGUACAUGAGCCACGCCAGGGAGCUCGCCAACCUUCCCUUCACCUUUGCCUCUGAGGCGACCAGCGAGAAUUUCAACAAGGAGGGCUUCCUCGUUGCCCGAGGGCUGACUCGCGGGUACUGGGCCGGAGAGAGCAUGCUGGUGAGAGCCCCCGACUAUGGCGUGGGGUUGCAGAACAGCUCUGCUGAGAAUCCCGUGCCCUUCCUCCAAAGUGGAAACCCCUUUGAGGCACUGAGGCCAGAAGGAGGGACAGCGCUCCCCUCAGCGCCCCCAGAGCCCCCAGCGCCCCGGACCUUCUUUGGAACAGCAAGUGUUGGAAUCCUGGCGGCGCCUGUUUCUUGGCCUGGCCUACCUCAAAGGGCUGGCGGCAGCAAGAGAAGGGGGAUAGGUCCUCCGGGGCAAAUAGCCUUGAGACCAGGCCCUCAGGAGCCUCGGGUGGCAACGGGCAUGGGGCCGGAGCCGUCUGCUGUGACAGGCUCAGUGCUGGGGGGAAGUGAGCAGACUGUUUCUGCUGCCAUGGCGGGAAGGGGUCCCUGGGGACGGGCAGAGAGCGAGGGGGCAAGUGCAGUGCUGAUCUGGAGCAGCCCUGCUGAAGAGCUUCUGGCUGUGCUGCCUGGGAACGAUGGGAGUUGUAGUCCAGGACCGUCGGUGCUCUCUCCGGCACACCCUGCUCACCCCUCCCAAAGGCUGCCGGGCGGGAGGGAGGGCGGCAGCCGGGUACAAGGCCUGAGCGUGACGACCUGUGGCUCGCCUUGCACCCACAGACACCGUUCCGGGGAGCCCGGAGGCCAGACCAGCCACCCUGCCCUUCCUCACUUUUCCCCUCCCCACCCCUCCCCCCUGCAGGAGCUUUCGGUACUGCUGCCCCACGUUUCCCUGGAGCUGCUCUUUGUGGGGGAUACAUUGCCCCCCGAGUUGGACGGCCAGCAGUUCCUUUUGCAGAGGGAUGAAGAGCACGGUGUUUCUGUCCAGCCUGGACUGGCCCCCAGGUCCAAAGGAGGUCGCCGUGAGCUGCAGCUGGGAUUCAGUGCCCGCCCCUACCACCUCCUGCAGGCUCCCAAACCAGACCUGGUGAUUGGGUUCAACUCUGGUUUUGCCCUCAAAGAGACUUGGCUCAGUGUUCUGCCACGACUGCAGUCCCUCCGAGUCCCGGCCUACUUCACCGAAUGCAGCGCAUACAGCUGCGCCGUGGAUGAGGCCACUGUCUCCAUGGCCACAGGGGGCAGUGCCAGUCCUGCCCAGAUCAAUCCCUUCCGUUCACCCUUCCGACAAGCUGGCAUUGACAACGCCAUGCCCUGGUACUCCAACGCCUUCAUUUUCCACCUGAUAUACAAGGCACCAGCCAACAACCACCGGCAGAGCACGGUGCCCCCUCCGCAGUCGCUCCUGGCCAGCGGGAACCCAGACCCGCCUGAGCCAGCCCGUAGCCGGCGCAAGGACAAGAGGCAGAUCCGUGCAGCAGGGCGCCGACGCAAGUGAUGGGGAGGGUGCGGAGGAAAUAAAGCGCCCUGGACACACUGUGACUCUGUGCUGGUUCACACAGCGGCAUGCUGGCUGGCAGCCCCGCAGAUGCCAGUGCCCUUUGUCUGGACCUCCCACACUGGUUCCUCCCUGGUCCCAGCCUGCUCUCUGCCCGAAAGGAGCAGAACCCCGUGUGAAGCGACUCCUCUCCCUGAGGGUGCAGAGCGCUGCCAGCAACUCAGACUUGGCCUGUGCGGCCCUGGGCACCUCAGGGCAUGCUUUCCUCCUGAUUCAGGCCCUUCGUGCCUAGGUCAGGAGCGCUGGAAGAGCGAGCCAGGCAGGCGAGCGGGCAGGCAGGCAGGCACCUAGAUCUGAAGCAACGGGCGCUUGGGGCGUCCAUGGAGCCAGGGCCCCGAGGGGACGGCCGCCUCCUGCCCAGGCCAGCGCGAGCUGCAGCUCCCAUGGCUGAACGGCUGCCUCCCUUGGCCGAUGCUGUGGCAAGGUGGGGCCCAUCUCUUCCAGGCCCCCCCACCUCCUAGGGAUCAAGGCCAGAGGCAGACCGCUUCCUCCCUGCUCCUGCUGCCCUGGAGAGUGGUGGGGCAGGGUCGGAGCCCUUGGGUUGGAGCCCAGAAUAGCUCCCCUGCGUGGGGACCGUGCUGAGCCCCUCUCCUUCGGGCACCUCCCUGCAGGAAGGGGGGGCCUCUUCCUCCCCCCCAGCGCUUGGUCCCUUGCCAGGGGUCAUCCCCAGCCUGCCUGGGAGGCCCAGGGGAGCAAAACGGGGGCCUGCACGGGUCCUCUCCCACAGCACAGAUCCCUGGGGAGCAGAGCCAUGGGGUUCCUGCUUGAAGGAAGACACGCACGGAAUAUGGGGCCCCAGGCAGGUCCUUCAGGGCCAGAGACUUGGCCCAACUGCCUCCCCUUGGCCAAUGUCUCUCCUGGGGGGGAACAGGCCCUUCCCUCCCUCUGUUGGCUGCAGGCAGUGCGGGUUGACCCUCUGCCAGGGUUCACCUCUGGUGGACAGAAAGGAACAUGCCCUCAAGUGAGAAGUGGGGCCAUCUGCUGACAGAGACCCCAAAGCAGGUGAAAGUCUCCCUCUGGCUCAAGAGGGGAGACCCUGGACACUUCUCGCCUCCCCUCCUUGGGCCCACCACAGCCACUGCCUUGAAGGAGAUCCUGGCUAUUGUGCCCAACUAAUGCCCAAACGUGCACGUGCGUGUGCACGCACACACACACACACCCUGGUUCUCUCCAGAGGGCUGCUCAGAAAUGGGGUGGGGGAGGAAUUGUCAGUAAGGGUGGGGGACCUUUGACCAGGUUGCCUUGGGAAGCUGAGAGGGUUUCCAGCAGCAACCGAACAGAGCGGUGGGGGCUGUGGGGGGCAGACUGGCCUAGAAGAUGCUGACCAGGAGAUGCUCCUCCUCAAGAGGAUCAAGUACCUGUGGAGCAGCCUGGUGGCCCUGGGCUCGCUCCCUGGCCAAAGGAAGGGCCAGACCCAGACCCAGACCCCCUCCUCCUCUCCCCAAGCCGCUGAGCAGCAGCUCCCGGUUCUUGAAAGCUGCAGCGCCUGGGUCACCUUGCUGCUUCUUGCCCCUGGACUUGGGCUGGCAUGGAUCUCGGACUGUGCCCUCUGCCCUGGGCAGAGGAGAUGCCAACUGAUCUCAGGGCGGCAGAGCAAUCCUGCAUCUGGAGGGAGGCGCUGGGGGGGGCUGCUUGUCUCCAGCCCAGGUAGGAGUG
Molecule: messenger RNA, 4406 nt
Organism: Python bivittatus (Burmese python)
Lineage: Eukaryota; Metazoa; Chordata; Lepidosauria; Squamata; Pythonidae
Source: RefSeq, a predicted model, not a curated record